This is a messenger RNA of Zea mays, 1033 nucleotides long. RefSeq lists its product as uncharacterized. Lineage: Eukaryota; Viridiplantae; Streptophyta; Magnoliopsida; Poales; Poaceae. The record is from RefSeq and is marked predicted.
AUAUAAUAGGGUAGACGCCCAACUCGAACCUGAGUACCUGAGAAAUGGCGGCCGUCUCCUCCACCUCAACCGCCGCCUCCUACUUCUCCCCGCAGCCGCAGCUGCCGAUCUCCACCGCCGACCCUGCCGCCAGCAAAAGUAGGUUGAUGCGGCAGCCACGGCGGAGCAGCAGCUUCGUGAUGGUGGAGGCGUCCUCUGCCAGCGGCAGCGACGGCGGGGUGGCCAGGACGAAGAGCCUCACGGAGGACGACCUGGAGGAGCUCAAGGGCUGCCUCGACCUCGGCUUCGGAUUCGCGUACAGCGAGAUACCCGAGCUCUGCGGGACGCUGCCCGCGCUCGAACUCUGCUACUCCAUGACCCGGAGGUUCCUCGACGAGCAGAAGGCGCCGGGGCAGGAUGAGGAGUUGGAGCCUGCGUCGCCGCCGCUCCCCAAUUGGAGGAUCUCUGGCCCGGGUGACGAUCCAGAAGAAGUGAAGGCGAGGUUGAAGUAUUGGGCUCAAGCUGUUGCAUGCACUGUCAAGCUCUGCAGCUAAACUAAAGGUCGGAUAGAGGCUGAAGAAUCUGGUUAUAUGGUUUUGGGAUACAGGGAGCGGAAGGGGGUGCUUCUGCUCUCUGGCAUGGAAGCGACAUGAGUGAUCUCAUCUGCUUCUACAAAAAAACUUGGGAAGGGGGAGGAACCAUGAUACGGAACAGCGACAGACCUCGAUUCAGAAUUUGAGAUCCAUGGUCUGAGCUUCUACGAAAGGGUUCGGAAGCCUUGCCAUUCCUCAGGGUGGGUGGUCCGCAUAGUGCAGCGUUUCCAAAUGCAUGACCUGCUGGUUCUUUUUGCUGUUUCCUUGUAAUGAUCAAUAGGUGCUCUAAUUGUCGCACUCUUGUAAUAAUGUACUGAAUCGAAUUUUGAGUUUUGGCCUUUUGGGUACUGAUCCAAGGGUUGAUUAGUUCCAACAUUGGUUUAUUUUGUGCUACUCUGAUAUUGCCAUGUGCAUUAUGCUGUUCUACACGUUCGUAGAAGUUAAUAGCGCGUUUGGUUUCA